AUGGCAACAAUUCGACAUGGUAUGCCUGCUCCCCUUUCCGUCUUGGGCAACGUUGAUAUGCCCGUCUCCACCAGCUCCAGCCUUGGCCUCUCGAUUGCUGGAUCUAAUCUGUGGCUCCCGCAGGUAUUAUUUAAGAGGAAACCCGUGGUUAUCCCGCCGCCCCAGGAUAUCAGGGAUAAGAAUGCACAGGUUUGUCUCCCGCGCCGCCGCCGAGUACAUCAUUUUAUCUUGGUCAUUGUCCUUGGGAUGUACCUCUCUAGGAUCGACUUCUACAAACAGAGUGAGCAAGCUGGAGUCGUCACGGUCGAGAUUUAUACCGGAGAGAAGCUCCAGGGUAUCGUUAGGGAUAAGACGCGAUUCGGAAGCAAACAACAUGCAGAUGGGUCCAUUAGCGAGCCGUUUUCACGUUACUUUGUCAGCCUCGACGGUAAGCCUGGGGAAGAUGCUGUUGUGGAUGAUGAUCACAUUAGCAGGGAUCGCAAAAUCUUCACCAAGGCAGUUUUGCGAUCUUUCAUUAAGAGGACCGUCACGCGCGAAGCUUGGAAUGGUGCGCCCUGGCUAGUCAAACACGAGUACGCGGCCAUGCAUCACAUUGAUACCCGCAUUCCGAUUCACCUCCGGCACGAUACCAAGAUUCAGGAGCGCAAGCUCCUGUUGGCACAGAAGAAGGCACUUCACCCGACUAGCGCUAAUGGCGUGGCCAACAAUGCGGAGCCUGUGCGCCUACCCGAGUUGAAGCCUAUGCCUAAGAGCCACAAGGCCAAGUCUCAACAGACGGUCAUCGGCAUGGACAACUUCGCCAAGAAGGGCAAGGACAGAAGCAAGUUCGCCAUGUCUCCUGAUAGCUCCUUCCAGUUCCCAACUGGUCUACGUAAUGGUGUCGCGCACGUCGUGAGGCCCGCGACCCCUCCUCCGCCGCCUCCGCCAAAGUAUCCCAUUGAAGAUCUCCAGUCGGUUGGCCCGCUCCUGGAGACGUGGGACACCCUCAACGUCUACUGCGAAAUAUUUGUGCUUGACUCCUUCACCUUUGACGACUACGUCGAGGCCCUGUGCGUCACAUCCGAACAGGUCCCGACCCAACUGCUCGAUGAGAUCCACUGCAGUAUUCUCAAGAUCCUUGUAAAGUCGGAGGAAGACGGCGGCAAGGUCGAGAUCACGCUUCCCGAAAUCGAGGAGGAGGAUGAGGAGGACGAGGACGAAGACGAUGAGGCCACCCCCACGCCAGAGCCGGAGCCCCGACCCGCUAAGCGCGCAACAAGGAGCAGUCUCGCUAAGAUUGAGGCAGAGCGUUUGGCCGCCGAGGCCGCCGAGGCAGAACGCCAGAGUCAGGCGGAGAGGCUUGUGCAUCGGGCGGAGGAACUCCUCGAGGAUUUCGACUGGAUCGAGCACUUGCGAAAGCGCGACUUCAAAAACGGCGGCUGGGAGAUGAUUCUCGUCGGUCUCCUCCACCAGCUCUCCAAGAACGAGCGCAAGACGGAGCUCCAGCAGACGCUCAUUGAGCAGUACGCCGGCAUGGACGCCAACUUCCGCGUGCAAAUCAUUCAACUUUUGUGCAUGUUGACGAUGGAGACCAAGGCGGUCAGAGGGUAUAUGGAGGACUGCAGCGAGCAGAUGACGGCGUACCGCAAGGGCAAGAUUGAGUGGCAGCGGCAGAGGAAGCAAGCUUUGGAGGAGCUCAAGGCUCUGCAUGAGCAGCGCAAGAUUCUCCUACCCGAUAAUAUGCCCCCUCGCCGCCUCCGGAAACGGACAAGCCAGCGGAAGACGUCAAGAUGGCAGACGCCCCAUCUUCACCAACGGAAACGCAUGCGACGGAAGAAUCUGAGGAGGAGCUUGGGGCAGGAGAUCAAGAAGAAGGAGGAAGCGGAGCUGGCUGCCAAGGUGCCCAAGCAGUCGAAGCAGUUUAUCAAACUGCUCAAAGAUAUCCGCAGCAAGGAGGAGCAUAUCAAGAAAUGCGAAGACGAGAUUGCCGUGUUCGACAACGAUAUCCGCGAGGCCGACUGCCCGCGUACGCGGGUACUUGGAAAGGAUCGAUUCUGGAACCGUUCGACGGCCCACGCGGGGUACGCCAACGGGUGCAUUUGGGUGCAGGGCCCAGACGAGCUUGAGCGCCAAGGAUACAUUGACCUGCCGACCGAGUUCCAGAACGAGUACAAGGCCAAGUUCAACAUGACGGUGCCGGAGCGCAAGAAGCGCGAGGAGGGAUCGACUAGCCUCUACACGGCGCACCAUUGGGGAUUCUACUCGGAACCGGAGGAAUUGGAAGAGUUGCUCACCUGGCUGGAUCCGCGGGGUUACAACGAGCUCCGGCUCCGCAAGGAGAUUGUGGCCUUUAAAGACAAGAUUGUUCAGGGGAUGGAGAACCGCAAGACGUAUGUGUCGGUGGCAGAGCAGGAAGAGGAGGCGGAGGAUGACAACAAGAGCACGCGCAUGAGCACUAGGACCCGGGCACGGCCGACGCAGAGUCCGGAGCCGCAGAACUACAGGUGCCUCACGUGGGAGAACACGAUGGCGGCGAAGAAGCAGUCUCGCAAGAGGGGUGCAUCGACCGGGGGCGGGCCGCCGCGGAAGUCGCAGCGUCGCUAA
Messenger RNA from Parascedosporium putredinis, 2583 nucleotides. The record is from the annotation of a GenBank genome assembly. Lineage: Eukaryota; Fungi; Ascomycota; Sordariomycetes; Microascales; Microascaceae.